Messenger RNA from Branchiostoma floridae (Florida lancelet), 4641 nucleotides. RefSeq names its product annexin A6-like. The record is from RefSeq and is a predicted model, not a curated record. Gene Ontology annotation, molecular function: calcium ion binding; calcium-dependent phospholipid binding. Gene Ontology annotation, cellular component: cytoplasm. Lineage: Eukaryota; Metazoa; Chordata; Leptocardii; Amphioxiformes; Branchiostomatidae.
GAGGCCGGAGUCACCAGCCUGGUCACUGAUCCCUCCUGAUACCGCGAUGUGUCCACCAUGAUCUGUGAUCCCCGUCCGGUGGAUAUACCUGGCAUGCCCGUACGAUCUACACUCCAAAUCCGAGCGUAGAAGAACUUAGGGAAAGCAUCGUGGGUACUGGUAGUUUUGAGGGAGGCCCGAAUUCCUGCAAACAUUUGAGGGGAAAGUUUGGAAAGUGCCGCAAUCAACAAACAGAUUUGGGGGGAGACAUGGGACCGCCGCCACACUUUGGAGCUAAGGACAGAGACUUAGCGUGUACAACGUAAGACUGAAAAGGAGUUCGCCACCCACCACCACCACCCAGUGUCGCCUGUAGUUUCGUACCCACGAAUUUUCCACCCCCCAUGGCGGCCAUGCCACCCUUAAAAGCCAAGUCCGGCUUCCCGGUCAGUAACAAACUUCUGCAGAAACGAUGGAACGACAAAGCUUUCCAGCUACACCAACAGAAGGUGGCAGCUAUGAAAGCGGAUCUGGACAACAAGUCCCCCAAGCCAUACCAACACAUACGCUUACGACUGAAGAAGCUAUUGGCAGAAGAGGAGAGACAAGCUCAGGUGGACCAUGACAAUAGGAAGCUGCUGGCCAGGAUGACACAGAUCAUGAGAACACAUGGUUCCCUGGACAACUGGAACGACUACACUCCUAGAAGUUUAAACUACUACGUACGAGAGAAGGAAGCCGAGAGGAUUGCGACGAACAAUGAACUGAUCAAGAGUCGUUUGCUGGGAGUGCAGCCCAGCUAUAAUCUCAACAAAUGGGAGGAAGACUUCCUGAAGCACGAGUACUACCUUGCCAACAUGGCGGCUGUAACUAAGGACUACGACCUGGACAGUCUGGAGCCCACGCCUCGCGACCCCCCGCGGAGAAGGCGGCCAAGGAGCGCGGGAACAGAGACAAGGUCAGUAGAAACAGAAGUGCUAGAGUGCCCUCCCGUUUCGGAUGCGGAAGACGGAAUGGUUCCAGUCUUGACCCAUGACUAUUACCUUGUGGACAACACGGAAGAGCCAAGAGACUUCUAUGUAGACAUCAUAAUGCAGACCAAGCCCUUAAAGAAGAGAACGAGUAUUCUCAAAAACUGGGCCGAACAUGCGAACGUGUGGUCUGGUCCGAAGACUGAUCGGUCCACAGAGGCUGCCAGCACUACAGAUGGUGAAGUCGAGACAACAAAAUUGCCCAAAAUUAAGCUGGAGCGGAGUAAGGGCGGUGGAACCUGGCCUCCCAGACGCUUCCAUACCAAGCUGCCCAAGGUCAACAGGGUGGACAAAAACAAGGUUGAUUUGUCUCAACAUGAUGUUGACAGAGACUCCAGGAUGCUAUUCAAAGCCACAAAGGGCUUGAGCCAAAACGAAGUAUCCAUAGUCAUCAAGACACUGGUGCGGCGUACCUACAGACAACGUCAGGAGACCAAGGCCAAGUUCUGGGAGCUUUAUGACAAGGAGUUGUCUGAGGACUUGAAGUCCCAGCUGAGUGAUGACUUCGCUCCGGUGAUCGAUGCUCUCCUGGUGGAAAGAGAGAAGUUUGAUGCCAUGACAGUACACGAUGCGCUGAAGGGAUCACCCUCAGCAGAGGCCACCCUGAUUGAAAUUUUGUGCACAAGGAACAAUAGGGCUUUGGAGCAGAUUAAGAAGGCUUACAGAGACGAGCACCUGAAUAACCUGGAAGACGAUGUGCGUAGUGAGACAGCUGGGCAGCUGCAGGACCUGCUGCUGGGGCUGCUGGCAGGUGACAGGGAUGAAAGUAACCAGGUGGACGAGGACCUGGCCAGACAAGACGCUCAGGAGUUAUAUGAGAAUGAGAAGGACAGAUGGAGUACAGACAGUGACUCUAAGCUGAUGUCUCUCAUCACUACCAAGAGCUAUGCACACAUCAGGGCUACGUUUACAGAGUAUGAGAAGCUGGCACAGACUGACAUGUUAGACGUCCUAAAAGACGAGCUUUCGGGGGAGUUUUUCGUAGCAAUGGUGGCACUUGUUAAAGUCAUUUUCUACUGCCCCAAAUUCUUUGCGGAGAGAAUCUACCGCGCCAUGCGGCCACGAGGCGAUGCGGCAACCCUCAUCAGGUGCUUGAUGACUAGAGCAGAGGCUGACAUGCCCUUGAUCAGGAAGGUAUACAAGAAGACGUAUGGUGCCACCAUCAUGGAUGACCUUGAGAGUUACGUCAGUGCACCAUAUAAGCCCAUCUUGGUCGACCUUGUCAGAGGUUCUGAUGGCCAAGAUGGACAGAAAAAGUCACAGAAGAGAAUCAACGGCAUGGUGAUCCACCGCGCCCCUCCGCAGCUCAGACCACUGCGCCAUCAGCCCAUCCCCCCUCCCAAACCCGUGGACGUCAGGAACAACCCCCUGGCACAACCCUCCCAGAGGCCAUUGGCUGCUGCACAGAGGGAGAAGUCGUUCGAGAAGACGAAUGAAAGACUUGAAGGAGGGAGGAAUGGCAGUGACAAGGAGAACAGGGAUAGAGGGAAAGGAAAAGCACAGGCCAGUGGUAGUGUGGUUCCAGCCAAGAGAUUUCAUGUGGAGCGAGACUGUGAAGACUUCAGGAAUGCCAUAUCUAGAUGGGGUACGGAUGAAGAACCGCUCAUCAAGUUGUUGUCAUCCAGAUCACAUGACCAGAGACAGCAAGUUAAGAAGCAGUACAAGACAAAGUACAACAAGCAAAUCAGGGCGAUGCGAGAGACAUACAAGAAAUUGUUCUCCCGUAAUCUACUGGAUGAUCUGAAGGCCUGCAGUACAGACAGGUUGGCCGACCUUCUACUGGCUCUCACCAAGGGUGACAGAGAGGAGAGGGGUAAAGUAGACCAGUCACGAGCCAAGGAGGAUGCCCAUGAGUUAUAUGAGGAGGACAAGUUAGGUGCCAGUGAGAGGUCCAGGAUCGUGGAAGUCUUGGCAAACAGAAGUGUACCUCAACUUAAAGCAACACUGCAAGCUUACAAAAAGGUUUCAGGCAGAGAGCUACUAGAGACGAUAGAGUCGGAGAUGCCAGAUACCCAGAAAGUGGGCUUUGCUGCCAUUGUGCGUUGUCUCAAGGACCCUGCCAAGUUCUUUGCUGGCAGACUGGCAGAAGCCGUGAGUGGCUCGGAAGGAAUGGACGAGGACACCUUGAUGCGCAUCGUGGUGACAAGAUCAGAAGUGGACCUGCUGGAAAUCAAGCGCCUGUUCAAGGACCAGCAGGGUCAGGCACUGGCUGAGACUGUGGAGGACUCCUGCAAAGGGGACCACAAGAAACUCCUGCUGGCACUGAUCAAGGGCAACAAGGGCAGCUGAAUCACACUCUCCAUUACAGUGCUUGCAGUGCUCAUGUUGCCAAUUCAACAGUUCCAAACAACUGUUAUGAUCAUAGUUAUUAUUCAAUGAACAAAGACAUUUGCACAUGAAAUAUACCAAUACCCUACCAAUCUUAUUGAAUAUUGAUUCUUGCAAAUUGUACUGUUUUCUAGUUCUUGAUUCUUCCCACUUGGUCAUCUAGUUAAUUUCAACCUGUGUUAUUUUAUUCUUUACAAAUGUCUUUGUUCAUUGACUAAAACUACUAUAAUCUGAAACUGUUGUGUUUUGGUGCCAUACGCAUUUAACAGUAUUGUGCCAUUACAAGCACGCCCUCAUGACACUUUUUGCAAAGGCCCCUUUCCACUAGAUUGGUGAACACUGGGCAACCAAAUUGAAUUUUCAUGACCCUCAAUUUUAGAAUCGGAAUCUGCAUAAUAUGAUAUAAUUUGGCAAAAUAUGAAAAGCAUACAAAAUAUUUUACAGUUCCUCUUUUAUGGAUAAAAUUUGUUGAGCAAUCAGCAACAAUGUUUGUUCGCUCAGAGGUCACAGCCUUAAGUGGAAAGGGGUUGUUAUAUAACCAUGACUUCCUCUAAAAACCCAUAAAAAAGGCCUUUAAAGGUCAAGUAGAAUUUAUCAAGAUAAGUCAAACUUUCAAAGACAUGAAAUAAACAAGAAAGAAUGCUGUAGUCAAGAAUGCUGUAUGAAAAGCUAGCAAAACCUGCAAUGCUUAAAAUUCACAAAAAUUGCCAUCAUGUGGUAUCCUAAUGCAGUUCCAUAAGAUGGUGUCUGCUAAUUGUAUUAUUAUAUUUGGCUUUAUCAAGUUGGAAAACUGCUGUGUGAGACCAUGACAUAGGAUGAUGCCUCCUUUAACGUAGACAGAUUUUGGUAGAAAAGUCACAUACAAUUUUAACAUGUUCCGUCCAAAAUUUUUAAGUUGACAGACAAUCCUUUCCUGAAACAGAUGUCAAGUAAAAUUUUCGUCCAAUCACAAAGGCUGUUCCUCAUAGCAGUAAGGAAGCUUCUGUAAGCUGAUCAAUCAUUGGACCACAUCAGAGUAUAUGCAGUAUUAUAUGUUGUAUUCGAUUCUUUGCUUUUACUGGUAAAAAUUUAUGAAAAUACAUAUCAGAUUUGUAUAUUCCAGACUGGUUGUAAUAAUUCAUUUGCAGCCCAAAGAAAUAUAUCUAUAAAGAGUGUGUACAGAUUUUUAACAUCAACAUAGAGAAUUCUAAUUGCGCUUGUGGUUGUUUUUUCUGAAAAAAAUACAAUUGAUCUUUUGUGAGAAAUAAGUCAUCUUUUUAUGCAUGCAAAUAACAAUUUUAUGAAUAAAGUAUCUUUUUCUACA